AUGAAUAUUAAUAGCAGAUCUAUGCGAAUGUUGCAAUCAGUGGCAAGGAAAAACAAAGAGCUGGCCACUAAAUUAGGCGAAUUUAGAAAAAAAAAUGCUCAAACCUCGACUCAAACACGCUUAACAAAAAAUAAUGAAAAAGAUGAUCCAGAUUUUGAGAUCCCAUCAUCGUCUGAUACAUCAAGUUCUGAAGAAGGAAAAGAAGAAGUGGAACCUGAACUUCCUUCGAUCAUUAUUCAUCAAAAUGUUGUGAUUCGUCCUAGAAACGCUAUACCUUCAGAUUCUAACAAUAACAAUGUUAUUGUUUUGGUUACCGAAAUUGUCGAUAUCUUGAUUGGUGCUGCAAUUGAGCAAUCCGAAAACCGAGAAGCCAGUUUAUAUACAAAAACAGGACAGCUCCGAAAACGCAGAAGAUUUAGUACGUCUUUACAAAGCAGAAAAAAACAAAAAGUCGAAGAUAAGAAAAAUAAGCAUUUAUUGAAAGAUCCAUGUGGAGACAAGUGCAAGAAACGCUGUACCAAAAAAAUUUCAGAAGAACAACGUGCAAAUAUAAAUUUGAAUUUCUGGCAAUUAACGGAUUUAGAGCAAAAAACUUUUGUGUUAAAUAUGACAGAAAGGAAAAAUACCAAGAGAAAGGCAUCUUUAGAUUCACGAAGGUCAAUGAGUUUUACCUACAGGCUCAAAGAUGAUAGUGGUACAAUACAGGAAGUAUGCAAAAUAUUUUUCUUGGCAACUCUUGGAUAUUUGCCUAACAAUGAUCGAAUUAUUCGUAGUGCAUUCUCUUCCGCUACUAACUUACAGCUAAAGGCACAAAAAUCCCGACGAGGUUGUACUGGUUCAUCGAAAAAGAUAGAUCGUGCCAUAAUCAGACAGCAUAUAGAGUCUUUUAACCCGUCAAUUUCGCAUUACAGGAGGGAGCACGCUCCUAAUAGGAGAUACCUUCCUAGUGAUGUUACCAUAGUAAUGAUGUACAAUGACUUUAAGGCAAAACAUCCAACUAUCAAUUUUUCCUACUAUUUAUACAGAGAUGUCGUGAGUAAAAUGAAUAUUUCAUUCGCUGCACUUGGACACGAAGAGUGCUUCACUUGCGCAGCAUUCAAAAAUCAUGAAAGCAGCACCAAUCACGAUUCCAAGAAUUUGGGAAAUGACUGCGCCGACGGUAAAUCAUGGAAUAAACAUAUAGGAAUGGCGAAGUCAGCUCGAGAACAAUAUCAAAUUGACGCUGAAGUUGAUAAUCCCAACAUACUGGCAUGUUCAGCAGAUCUUCAGAAGGUCAUUAUGCUUCCGCGGUGCGAAAUGUUCAAGGAGGUGAUUUUCGUACCUCGUAUCAUUGCAUUCAAUGAAAGCAUUGUUCCAAUAGGAAAAAAACACAAAAAAUUUCCCACGGCAGUAGUUUGGCACGAAGCCUUAUCAGGACGAUCCAAAGAAGACAUCAUAAGUGCUUUCUAUGCUUUUUUUCUGGAUAAUAGAGAUGCUGAAAAUAUUAUUUUGUGGUUGGACAACUGUGCAGCGCAAAAUAAAAACUGGACCUUCUUUAGUUUCUGCGUAUAUCUAGUAAAUUCUGCUGAUGUCGCUUUAAACACUCUAACUCUGAAACACUUUGAACCUGGGCAUACGUUCAUGUCAGCCGAUUCUUUCCAUCACCAGGUAGAGAAGUCCUUGAAGCAAAUGAAAAAAGUAUAUGAUUUCGGAGAUUACAAAGAUGCCGUUCAAAAAGCGAACUCGUCGAAAGUGAAAUUGAUUGAAAUGAAAAUUAACAAUUUUUUUAAUUGGGAAGACAAGAGUUAUCAAUAUAAAUUAAGCAAAAUAAAUCCUCGGCCAUAUUUGAGUGAUAUGGUGCAGGUUAAUUUUGAAAAUGGAAAGCAGUCAUUAUCCUACAAAUGCAAAUUUGAUCAACAAGAGGCAACAAUAUUAAAUUUUUUAGUAGCAAAACACCAAAAGAAUGGUUUGGAAAAACCUAAAUGCAAGACUGUCUGUCGUGGCAUAAGUCAAGCUAGAAAAGACACUCUCAUAAACCGCCUACGUGGAAUUAUUCCCAUUACUAGAAUAAACUUUUGGAAAAACUUGCCUGUUUCCGAAAAUCCUGAACAAGAAGACGAGUAA
This is a messenger RNA of Ceutorhynchus assimilis (cabbage seed weevil), 2103 nucleotides long. Lineage: Eukaryota; Metazoa; Arthropoda; Insecta; Coleoptera; Curculionidae. The record is from the annotation of a GenBank genome assembly.